This is a messenger RNA of Lethenteron reissneri (Far Eastern brook lamprey), 1714 nucleotides long. Its product is annotated as zinc finger protein 436-like. Gene Ontology annotation, cellular component: nucleus. Lineage: Eukaryota; Metazoa; Chordata; Hyperoartia; Petromyzontiformes; Petromyzontidae. The record is from RefSeq and is a predicted model, not a curated record. Gene Ontology annotation, biological process: regulation of transcription by RNA polymerase II. Gene Ontology annotation, molecular function: DNA-binding transcription factor activity, RNA polymerase II-specific.
ACCCACGGAGAGCGGCAGCGUCUUGAGUUUCUCACCGCGCUGGGUUCCUCUUGGGACAGGAGACGUGGCGGUGGAGGUGUAGCAGGAGGAGGAGGUUGUGGAGUCCCCUUCUCUGCGCGUGGAGCCACUCAUGAAGCGAGAGGAGGAGGAGGUGAAGGAGGAGAUGGAGCAGGAGGUGAAGGAGGAGGUGAAGGAGGUGAAGGAGGAGGUGAAGGAGGAGUUGGAGGUGGAGGUGAAGGAGGAGGAGAUGGGUGCUGAGACGUGGCCACCCGUCAAGGUUGAGAGAGCCGACUCUGAUGGCGGUGGUGGUGACGGUGGUGGUGGUGACAGUGGUGGUGGUGGUGACGGUGGUGGUCAUGGAUGCGACGAGCGAGUUCAAGAAGCCCUGCGGACUGCGGGAGAUGAGCUUAACAAGGCAGGGGAUGAGCUAUUUGAUGAGGAGGCCGAUCUUCAUUCCGACGGAGAGGAUAUUCGCAUCAAGGAGGAGAAGGAGGAGGGGGAGGAGGAGGACCUACAGGAUGCCGCUUCCAGCGACAGGCCGGGAGAGACAGCAAUCUCGUGCAGAGGCCCUCCGACUUCACGGCAAGUGGCGGAGAUUGAGGUGGUCCUGGAGGGUGAAAGGGGUCACGGCAAGCUGAGGAAUCGCCAGAAAACCCACGGCAAGGAGGGGAAUAAGAAGAAGUCACACAGGUGCUCCCUGUGCGGAGAGACUUUCGUCGAAUUGUCGGACCUCAGGGGGCACGCGAAAGUCCACGCGGACGACAAGCCGCUGCGCUGCGCCGUUUGCGGAAAGGGGUUCGUGGUGGCGAAGUCUCUCCGGUACCACAUGAUGGGCCACACCGGGGAGAAGCCGCACCGGUGCCCCGUGUGCGGCAAGGCCUUCGCGCAGCGCUCUGCCUUCAACGCCCACGCGAGGGCUCACGCGGGCGAGAAGACUCACCGGUGCGACGUGUGCGGUAGGGGCUUCCUGCACCCAUCGUCCCUCAAGGCCCACGCGAAGGCGACGCACGCCGGGCAGGGGCCCGUCGUGUGCCCUGCGUGCGGCAAGACCUUCCGGAAGGCGUCCACCCUCGCCAGCCACGCGGUGGUGCACGGCGGCGAGAAGCCGUUCAGGUGCCCGCAGUGCGCGAGGGGCUUCGUCCUCUCCUUCUCCCUCAAGAGGCACAUGGCGAGCCAACGACGACGGCGGCGGCGGCGGGGCUCGCGCCUGCCCACCGUGCGGCCGGACCUUCGCCGACCCGUCGUCGCUGAGGGCCCAUCUCUCGACCUCAGGGUCCACGCCAAGGUCCAUGCGGACGAGAAGCCCCUCCCGUUGCCGACCCCCGUGUGCGGGAGGGGAUUCGUCGUCGCCAAGUCCCUCCGGUACCACAUGAUGAGCCACACGGGGUGCAAGCCAUUCACGUGUGCCGCGUGCGGCAAGGACUUUGCGCAGUUGUCGGCUUUCAACGCUCACACGAGGACCCACGCGGGAGAUUCGCACAGGUGCGACACGUGCGGGAAGGACUUCGCCCAUCUGUCGGCGCUCAAGAUUCACAAGAUGACGCACGCAGGCAGGAGUCCGUAUAAGUGCCCGACGUGCGCCAAGGAUUUCGUCAACCCGUCGGCUCGCGACAAGCACGCGAGGACGCACAGCGCGGAGAAGCCGCACAAGUGCUUCGUGUGGGGAGGAGCUUUGCGGAGCUUUCGAACCUCGACUUUCACGUCAAGUGUCUGA